This is a messenger RNA of Ostrinia furnacalis (Asian corn borer), 327 nucleotides long. Its product is annotated as U2 snRNP-associated SURP motif-containing protein-like. NCBI's taxonomy places the organism in Eukaryota, Metazoa, Arthropoda, Insecta, Lepidoptera, Crambidae. The record is from RefSeq and is a predicted model, not a curated record. The transcript has 3 exons. Bases 33 to 299 code for a protein of 88 amino acids.
GGUUCGGCGUGCACUGUGCAGGCAAAGAGAUAAUGAGCUACGAGAUGAAGCUGGGCUGGGGCAAGGCGGUGGUGAUACCGCCCGUGCCCAUCUACAUCCCGCCCGCGCUGCAGCAGCCCUGCAAGCCGCCGCCGCCCUCCGGCCUGCCCUUCAACGCGCAGCCGCCCAAGCACCUCAUCAACAAGAUACCGCGAGUCCGUCCUGGUGACUACUAUCCCAGUGACCCUGAUGACCGGAAAGAUUAUGAACAGAUCUUAUCUCAAUCAAUAGUCAAAGUUGUGGUGCCAACAGAAAGGUAAGAGUUAUGAAAUAAUUUUAAAUUCUUAC